Dracunculus medinensis (Guinea worm) is the source of this 2094-nucleotide messenger RNA. The record is from the annotation of a GenBank genome assembly. Lineage: Eukaryota; Metazoa; Nematoda; Chromadorea; Rhabditida; Dracunculidae.
AUGAAAUUUAAUCUAAGAGAUUCAAACUUAAUUUCGCUUGCUGAUUUGCUGGUGAACUUAUUUGAUUUUAUAAGGUGUGUUUGGGUUGUAAAUCGUACUACUCAAUCAAGCGAUUUCAUUCGUUCAUAAUUUUUUCAAUGCCCGUCGGCUAACGAUGAUUAUUCAAAAGUCAUUACUGUGGAAUCGGCAGUUAUAAAAAAUUUUACGUCAACAUUUUCGGGGCACGAAGUCUGUAUUGUAAAUCCAAUUACUGCGGUUGCAGCUGACAAUUCAAAUGAAGGAAAUUCUUCGGGUUCGGAAAUGAAAACUAGUUUGCUUAUCGCUAAUGGCGACUCAGAUGCUAGUGGUACCCUAACAAACUGUGAAAGCGACUGUAGUCAGAAUCGAACUAAAUUAACGUCCAAUCAAUCAGAAGAUUGCUUGAUAAAAAAUUCAUUGAAUUAUUCGGAUAGUGAUAAAUCACAUUGGAAUAUGCAGAAAUUUGAUGUGAAUGAAUUUGAAGACGAGGAAAAAUUUGUCUAUAAAAAGAAUUUGCCAAAAUCGUAUUAUAUAUUUAAAGAAUUUAUGAUGACUGAACGAACUGCUGUGUUCGAUCUAAAAAUCUUGGCACAAAAUUUUCAACGAUUAUUCUUAAAGCAUACGUUAAUGUCAACUCGAACAUUUUCUGAAUUAUUUUCUACUAUUCAACCGCUUUAUGUAUUUCAUCGCGAUCUCUUAAACGAUCUCGAAAUUAAGAUGAAAAAUUGGGAAAAUUCGCAAAUCAUUGCAAAUGGCUGUUUUGGCUCUGAUCAUUUUCGCACCGGCGAAUUGUUUUUAUGUUCCGUUCAUAAUGCUCUUCAUUACCAUCGUGAUUUGAUCCAACAAGCACCAAUAUUUCUGGCAGCAAUUGAUGAACUCAAUCGAACUAAUAAAUCAUUUUGCAAUUCAUAUAGGUCAAUGCAAGAUGAGGAUUACUGCUACCUUCCUAUCAAUUGUCUAUUUCUAAAAGCUGUUUUCCGUAUGAUACUCGGUCGAAUAGUGGCUGCAUUUCUGGAAGAAGGUGGUGAUUCGGAUGGAACUACUCAGUUGAGCAGUAGUCGUGUUGCGCUCGAAAAAAUUGCAUCGUUCAAUAGGGAAUCGAAGAUAAUUCGUGAAAGUCUAGUAAAUUUCGUUAAAAUGGUUGAACUGCAGAGUUAUUUAACUGAAGUUGAAGGCCUCAUUCAUCCAAAAAGAAAGUUCGUUCGUGAAGGUUGGAUUUUCAAGUGGACAAAAAGAGGACUAAUUCCACACAUUCUGAUUUUAUUCAACGAUUCUAUACUUUUCGCACAUCGUUCUUCCAGUGGCUUUUCAGUGGAUGGAAUUCAUGAUCUUCGCGGAAUGACGAUAACUGAUGGAGAUUUAUUUCAUUUAACCAGCGAUCCCACAACUUGUAUCACUAUUCAUGCGUAUAAUCAACCGAUUAUUUUAUCAGCUAAUUCAACCAAUAGUAAAGAAAUUUGGAAAGAAGAAUUAUCGAAUAUGAUUGAGCAAGUGAAAAAAUGCAAAAUUGAACAAUUGCCUAAAUCGAUUACGACAAGUUCAUUCGCAAAAAGCGAUGACACUGGUUUUUAUGAAGAUUUCGUCGAUAGCCGUAAAAACUCAUCGACUAAUAACGUUGCUAUCGAACAAGAAAAUGUGGCACGCAAGAAAAGGAAUAGCAAGACGAAUGUGUCGCAAAUUUGUUGGUACCGUCAAUCUACUUUAAUGAUGAGUUCUUUGAUUAAGGCACCAAUUAAUCAAAUAUCUGGCUAUUUGUUGAGAAAACUUAGAACUUCAACUGGCUGGCAAAAAUUAUGGGUUGUUCAUGCUAACUUUACAUUGUUUUUCUACAAAUCGCAUCAGGAUUUGUCACCACUUGCUAUAUUACCACUUAUCGAUUAUUAUAUAUCAUUACCAUCGCUAAAUGAUGAAAUAGAUAGAGAAAAUGUUUUUAAAUUAUCAUACAAGACCCAUUUCUAUUUUCUUGCAACUGAUAGCUUCUACUCGUUAUCAAGAUGGGUGGAAACGAUAAGGGAAUCAACUCUUAACGCAAAUCGAUGUGAUAUCCUCGCAAGUCUAUUAUCAUAUCGCUUAUAA